Messenger RNA from Lytechinus pictus (painted urchin), 2457 nucleotides. RefSeq lists its product as uncharacterized. Lineage: Eukaryota; Metazoa; Echinodermata; Echinoidea; Temnopleuroida; Toxopneustidae. The transcript has 4 exons. Bases 476 to 1387 code for a protein of 303 amino acids. The record is from RefSeq and is a predicted model, not a curated record.
ACAAUAACAUGUUGCUAUGGACACGACCACAGCUAAGCAAUCUUUUCGCAUGGAGGUGUGAACUCGUAGAACACACAUGUUCUAAACCUUUGAUGCUGGCUCAUUCAAACAUAAUUGCAAACAUUUAUCGAAGCGACUUAAAGCUCUCCGAAUAGUUUACCAAGCCAUAACCAGGUCGAUGAAGGUGGAUUUUGAAGGAAGUGUGAGCCAAAAAGAACAAGUUUUGUGGAGAACUUCGUUAUUUCUUGUCAUCGGAACUUGGUAUAGACUUGCGCCUUGAGUAGCGGCGUAGCGUUUCCCGGAAUACUCGCCUGUAUGCAAGCUCCAGCUGUAUUGAAUUGAAACGUCAGCCGUAGAUGUCUAGUCGUUGACCUCUUGUCUCAACCCUUGAUAUAUCAAUCAUUAUCAAUUGACUUGUAAUAUUUAGUGUUGUGCUCCAUCUACUUCAAGAUCUGGUGAACUAUUGGACUCAAUUAUGGCUUUGGCUGUCAAAACAAAACCAGGCGUCAUCACUCACGAUCGCAGUCCUCGAUUCGAAGGUGUUCCAAAGCGUUAUGAAGACACAAAACCAGUCCAAGUCCAGAUUCAUGCACAUCAAAAGAUCAUUGAUAUUGGACAAGAAAUCCAUGCCAAGUGGGAGAACCUUUCACACAAUGAGAAAUCCCAAGCCAUCGUCGAUGCCGAGAAGGAGGUUUGGAAACAGGCUGAGCACUUCAAGAAGGUUGCGCUAGAAAAGUGUGAAGCUGACUGCCUAGCUGUAAAGGAACGUGAACUCCAAGAACUCAAGAAUACCCAUGAACGAAUGCUUAAGGAGGAAGCCCUGCGUGUGGAAGGAGAGAUGACCAAGAUCCAACACCAGGAAGUCAAGAGAGAGAAGGAGGCUGGGGAGAAGAUUCUUAGAGAGACGGUAGAGAAGGUGAAGGCAUUGAAAGAUAAAGAAAGAGAAGAGGCUGUAGCAAAGGCUAGGCAAGAGGAGGUGACCAAGGCUAGGCUGGCAGCGGAGAAAGUCUCUGGAGAGACAGCAGAGAGGGAAGCUGCAACUGUGAAGAGGUUAGCAGAAGAGAAGGCACAAGCCCUCAAGGUCCUCAAAGAAGACAAGACACAAGAGCGCAUCAAGGCAGUGCUCAACGCCCAGCAGGAAGAGCGCCGCAUCGCUGCUGCUGAACUUGCCAAGGUCCGAGAGGCCCACGCCAAGGAGAUCCAGGAAUUGCGGGAGGAGAUCAAGAGAUGGCAGGUGAAAGUGGAUGAGACAAGGGCAGAGGUAGUGAGUGAGGAGGAAGAGAAGGAGAGAUGGAUCCAGAAGCAUGCGGAGCUGAAGGAAUCCUAUCAGGUGUUCAUCAACAAGACCAAGGGAUUCAGGCCAGGACAGGCCGAGUUCUUACUGUAAUAAACACUUCAGGUCAGAUCAGGACAGUUGCCUUUAUGAGAGAGAACACCGAAAGCCGGUGGCAGAAAGAUGGCCACAGUUGCCAAGAGUUAGCCUAGAUGUUUCAGUCCUAGGCACUCAGACGACAAAGGGUCCUGUGAGCUCUUCUUCACUACUUGCUCAAGGAAAACCUUCAGUUAAUAUGAAGUAGUACUUGAACAACAAUGAUCAGUGGAUUAGAAGCGAUAUGUGCAAAACCCUCCAAAAUUGUCUUAAAAAGACUGCUCCGAAAAAUCCCUUAGUAUCCCACAAUGUCAAGAAUCUGCGUCUACGUCUACUUGGAGUCGGGACCGAACUAUUGGCAAAAUCCUUGCUAAAAUGGUAUUUCUGUUACCAAUGUUUUAUAUGAAUGUGUUGUACUGUGAUGUCUAUUCAAAAUCAGUUACUAAUACAUUGGCCUGUAUUCUUAACUACUAUAAACUCUGGUCUAAAGUUGUAGUUUAACUAUGGAUAGCCAAUUGUGACAUAAAUCUCUAAGAGUUCGAUUUGUCAGCUCAUCCGUCACAAAUCAAUCAAGACUCUGGGAAUAAUAGCUGAAUUUAUUUGCUUUGCCAUUUCAACAUGGUGAAAGAGCAUAAUGAGAUAUACAAUGCUAAUUUUUUUUUUUACUUUCGGUUUCUCACAAGUUUAGCACCGAGUUAGACUUUUGCCUUUAUAGGUAAUCCUGACUUAAGAAUACGGGCCAAUGACUGUGAGGUCUGUAUGGUUUAUUAGGUCUGAAACUCAAAAGGGUAACUUUGAUUUUGAUUAUGACAUUACUGAAGAAUUUCUGGAAAGAUGGAACAUUGUGAUGCAUUAGACACACUAGAAUUAAUUGCAGCUUCCUGGAACUGAUCUUCAUUAGGUAUCCAUUAGUCAUGUCAAGCACAAGACCACAGCUCAAAGCUAUUUAGAACAAAAAUUAACAAGACCAAAGAUCAAAACUCUUUAGAACAAAAAUUAACAAGACCGCAAAUCAAAUCUCUUCAGAACAAAAAUUAAAAUGACCACAGAUCUAAGCACUUUAAAACAAAAUUUGCAAGAUCACAGAU